Aplysia californica (California sea hare) is the source of this 4656-nucleotide messenger RNA. RefSeq names its product probable phospholipid-transporting ATPase IF. The record is from RefSeq and is a predicted model, not a curated record. Gene Ontology annotation, molecular function: magnesium ion binding; ATPase-coupled intramembrane lipid carrier activity; ATP hydrolysis activity. NCBI's taxonomy places the organism in Eukaryota, Metazoa, Mollusca, Gastropoda, Aplysiida, Aplysiidae. Gene Ontology annotation, biological process: phospholipid translocation. Gene Ontology annotation, cellular component: plasma membrane; endoplasmic reticulum; trans-Golgi network.
AGAUUUUUCACCAACAACCUGCCCGAGACGAAUCGGGUCGUGUAUGUGGACAACCAGCUUCUGCCCGGAGAUGACGAAGUGGUUAUGCCCCUUUAUCCGAACAACAGGGUCGUCUCGUCCAAGUACACUCUGCUGACGUUUCUGCCCAAAAAUCUGUUCGAACAAUUUCGGAGGAUAGCAAACUUCUACUUUUUGUGUGUUGGAGUUAUUCAGUUCAUGAUCGACACGCCCGUCACUCCGUUGACCAGUGUGCUACCACUGGUCUUUGUCAUAUCUGUCACUGCCAUUAAACAGGGUUAUGAGGACUGGUUGCGACACGUUGCCGACAAUGAAGUCAACCUCAGACCAGCCACGGUCAUUAGAAAUGGGAAAGCUCAGACUGAUUGCCGGGCUAUGGACAUUAAGGUCGGGGAUAUCGUGAAGGUGUAUCAGAAUGAAGAGUUUCCCUGCGACUUGGUGCUUCUCUCCUCGGCCGACCCUCAAGGUUUGUGCUACGUGACCACGGCCAACCUGGAUGGGGAGACCAACCUCAAGACGCUGUUCUGCCUCAGUGACACGCGACGCUUCAGGUCUCCUGAAGAACUUGGAGAGCUGCGAGCUCGCAUCACAGGCAAACCGCCCUUGGCUGACCUGUACACAUUCGAGGGUGUCCUUGAAGCCAUCAGCACAGAGAACCAGGCCAAACCGUUGGGGCCUGAGAACUUGUUGCUGCGUGGUGCCCGCCUUAAGAACACUGAACAUAUCUUCGGGUGUGCAUUAUAUACAGGGAAAGAGACAAAGAUGGCCCUGAAUUCUAAAUUCAAGCAAACCAAAUUUUCCCAAGUUGAGAGGAAGAUGAAUACAUUCCUGAUUGUGUUCCUGGUGAUUCUGCUUGUUGAGAUAAUUGUUUCCACGGGACUCAAGUACUGGUACGAGGAUGUUCACGGGGACCUGGACUAUGUCCCGGAGGAGAGCAACAAGGGAAAGCCCACAAAAGUGUUGGAGAACGCCCUGGCUUUCAUGGUGCUGUACAAUUACAUAAUUCCCAUCUCACUGUAUGUCACUAUAGAGCUACAAAAGUUUUUAGGUUCCAUCUUCUUUGGUUUUGAUGUUAAGAUGUAUGAUGAGAGCAUCGACGAGCGAGCCCUUGCCAACACAUCAGACCUCAAUGAGGAACUGGGACAGGUGGAGUAUCUGUUCACGGACAAGACUGGGACUCUGACGGAGAACACGAUGGAGUUCCGCCAUUGUUGCAUCGGCAGCCGGCAAUUUCAGGACGUGGACGGUACCUUUUGUGAGCGAGUGCAUCCAGAGAUGGCCCCCAAGAAAGACAUCACGUUCACUGACGAGAUGAACCGGUUCAUCCGUGUGCUGGUCCUGUGUCACACGGUGCGGGUUGACCGCAAGCAGGAGGCUAAUAACGGUCAGAAUGGGGCGUCCAGCAUCUACAGCGCCACAGGCGAGGAGUAUGACUACCAGGCCAGCUCGCCUGAUGAGAAGGCUUUGGUGGAGGCUUGUUGCAGGUCAGUCAGUGCUCAGACAACUUAUAUGACCUUAUUGUGUUGCAAGUACUGUAAGACUUUUACUAAAACUAAAGAAACGUUUUCAAUCAUUUUAUUUGCCUAUCAGGACGAGAUGAACCGGUUCAUCCGUGUGCUGGUCCUAUGUCACACGGUGCGGGUUGACCGCAAGCAGGAGGCUAAUAACGGUCAGAAUGGGGCGUCCAGCAUCUACAGCGCCACAGGCGAGGAGUAUGACUACCAGGCCAGCUCGCCUGAUGAGAAGGCUUUGGUGGAGGCUUGUUGCAGGUAUGGCGUUAUCUACCAUGGGAAUAAUGACGAAAUGAUGGAAGUGACCUUCCACAAGGACAUGCAGCGAUUCAAGUUGCUGCACACUCUGCCCUUUGACCCCACCAGAAAAAGAAUGAGUGUCAUCAUACAAGAUGAGAAGGGAGAAAAAACGUUGUUAUGCAAAGGAGCUGAGGUGGCUAUACUGGACAGAGUGGCAGUAGGAGAUGUUGCCACAACUCAGCGCAUGAUUGAUGAAUAUGCCAGGCUGGGCCUGAGGACACUCACUAUAGCCCAAAGAACGUUUACAGAAGCAGAGUACGAGACCCUCAAUGAAUCCCUGGUCAAUGCUAAGAGGUCUUUAACCCGACGAGAGGAGCUGGUUAGUUUACUUUUUCGAAUCUUAUCUUUUUUUUUCUUGUCCUUUCUCCAGGUGUGGGUGUUGACAGGGGAUAAAGAAGAGACAGCUGUGAACAUCAGUCACUCUGCUGGUCACUUCAACUCGGAGAUGACGGAAAUGAGACUCACGCAGGUCAACUCGGAUGAGCAGUGUGUCGAACAGAUCAGGCAUUUGUUGCAUCUUACAAGUGAUGCACAUACUGAGGUGGAGAACCCAGCCCUUGUGAUAGACGGACAGAGCCUAAGGUUUGCCUUGCAGUACUCAGACCAGCUAUUCCAGCUUUGCUCACAGUGUAUGGCAGUGCUGUGUUGUCGCAUGUCGCCCAUACAGAAGGCAAAAGUGGUUGCUCUCAUCAAAAACUCACCGGACAAACCUGUGACGGCAGCGAUCGGGGACGGAGCCAAUGAUGUCAGUAUGAUACAGGAAGCUGAUGUUGGGCUUGCUAUCAUGGGCAAGGAAGGCAGGCAAGCUGUCCGUAACAGUGACUACGCCUUUGGCAAGUUCCGUUUUCUACACAGGGUUCUCUUGUUUCACGGGCACCUCUUCUACAACAGGAUAGCUGUUCUAGUGCAAUACUUUUUUUACAAGAAUGUAGCGUUUGUGACCUCCCAGCUUUUGUACGCCAUAUUCAGCUACUUUUCACAACAGUCGUUGUUCGAUCCAUUUUAUCUGCUGUUCUACAACCUGACCUUCACCUCUCUACCCAUCCUUAUCUAUGGCUUGUUUGAACAACACAAGCCGCAGGAGGAUCUACUGGGAAAGCCUCAUUUGUACAAAACUGUCACCAGAAAUGCCUUAUUGUCAUGGCCUGAGUUCCUCAAGUGGAAUGCUUUAGGUUUAUGGCAUUGCCUUGUAUUUUUCUUUGGCUACAUGUUUCUUAUAUGGGAUGAUGUGUCAAUCUUCAGUACAGGAAAGAUAAUUGGCAAUUUUGGCUUCGGUUCCCUCGUGUACUUUACCUGUGUGACCACAGUGAAUCUGAAGUUGAUGUUGGAGACGAACUUCUGGUGCCUACCCAUGGUGUUGUCUUACCUCUUCACUUUUGCUGGCAUCAUCGUCCUUACUUCCAUCUAUGUCAACUUCUGGUGGCCGUCGUGGGUGACGGAGACACACGACAUUUACAAGCUGUUAGACCAGCUGUACGACACACCCACCGCUUGGCUUGCGUUCCUUCUCUUUAUCGUACUUGCUCUCCUGCCCGACUUUGUCCUCAAGAUACUCCGGGACAUGAGAAGUGGAGCCAAUGAGAAGGAGGGAAGCAGCAGCAGUACUGGUGGUGGUGAUUCAAGCAGUAAAAGUGUGGAGUCUAGGGCACCCACCCCGGUCGUUUAUUCGCUAUCCCAGGAGACCGCUGGUCCUGGGGACGACCUCAAACGAAAGAUCAACGAAGAGCAGUUCGAGUUGCAUCAAUCUCGCCCUCAAGCCAUUCACAGACACGCCUACGAUAACCCGGUGGCAGUGGACAUCAUGCCACAGGAUGCGAACCCACUACCCAGCGUAGAGGUCAUGUCUGGUUCUCCUUCUCACAUGUUCACCACCACUGCAGAGAUAAACGGCAUCGCUGGUGCACGCAGAAGUCCAGAAGUUCCCGCAGUGGCGAUUAUGUCAGGAAACAACAAUGUCAACAACAAUAUUACGACUGUCUCCGAAGUCAAGCCUGUAAUUCUUGAAUCCUCUCACCUGUGAGUACGCUGCAAGGGAAGACGUGUCGGUGGUUUCCUGGGACAUGAGAUACAGGACACAUGUGAUCUCUAGGACUUGACUUGGGUACUGCAAGAACUGCGAACUUUCCUGGAUAAUUUCAGCAUUGCUAGAUGAAAGAAGGAUCCAAGUUUCUUGUUGGAAAGAUUUUUACUUUGGAUUGAAAGAAGAAUUCCACUUUUAUGAGGGGUUUUGGGUUUAUUUUUUUUUAGUCCCAUAAGUUUCCAGAAAUCCUGCCUCAUAUGUGUGGCUCUAGUUUAAAAUUGGAAGUGACCUUCUGUGAUUUCUUUUUGCAGGAUGAGAAAAUUUAAAAAACUGACCUGCCAUCACCACAAUCUUCAUCUUCUAGAACAAGGCUUGACUUUUGAAUUGCAGAUUCCAUUUUCUGUAGAAAAGCUCCCAGAGGUCUGGAUAUUUCAACCUUUUUUUUUGUUGUAGUGAAACAGACUGUGUUAUGCGUUAUGGACAUGAAGGCUGCAAUCUUUUUUUAGGUUUGAUUAGGAACGAACGAAUUUCAAAAUUCCUUCUAUGAUGUCUUAAGGUAUAAUAUUAACUAACAGUGCUUUCAAAACAGUACCUUUGUCCUGUUGAACAAAGCGCCUGUUUUCUUCAUUCUGUGGAUGAACUAUUCAACUUAUCAUAAUACAGUCCAGUCCCCUUAGAUCGAAUAAUGCGGGCCUGCUGGAUAGUCUUCAGUUUGGUCAGGUUUUCUGUUUUGAGAUUUGUGCAAAUAGCAAAGGAAAAAAAAUGGGAACAAAUAGCAAAGAAAAAAAAUGGGAACAAAUAGCAAAA